Molecule: messenger RNA, 2443 nt
Organism: Pteropus alecto (black flying fox)
Lineage: Eukaryota; Metazoa; Chordata; Mammalia; Chiroptera; Pteropodidae
Gene: FOXD4
Product: forkhead box protein D4-like 6
Biological process (GO): anatomical structure morphogenesis; regulation of transcription by RNA polymerase II; cell differentiation
Molecular function (GO): RNA polymerase II cis-regulatory region sequence-specific DNA binding; DNA-binding transcription factor activity, RNA polymerase II-specific
Source: RefSeq, a predicted model, not a curated record
CACAGACUGGGUGCAUGCCUUCAAGUUGUAGGGCCAUUUUGUGAAAACAAGAUUUUUCCAACUAGGUCAUACUGGUUAGUAUGUGGCAAAAUCAAUUUAGUUGGUCCUCGCCAUUAAAAAAAAUAUACACGCACACACAUACAUGUAUAUAUAUCAUCAGUGAUCACGCUGAAGUAUAUUGCUUUAUGAAACUUGGGCUAUGUAACUAUAUGCAAAACUUAUAAAAUGUAUUUCAUAUUGUGACUGUUAAAUGUUCAAAAAGUUGGAGAAUCGCUGCUAUAAGGCGACUUCUGUCUAGCCUUCCUGCUUUCCCUUCACCCUGAACUUCCACAACUUAAUGCCAGGACAUUUCAGCCUUUUCUGAAACCUGGAGUCAGAACACUUUGGGGGAGCUGGGGUGGAGGUAGUAGGGACAACAAAACAAUCCUUCACACAUCCCUGAGCUCGGGGAUAGUUAGAACAUUAAAAAUAUUUCAGCUCAUUAUUCUGGAUGAGGACAGAAUCCACCAGUGAAAAUAGGUGAUUAACCAGCUAUGAAACACAAAAACAUACUUUUACUGUUACACAUUUUUUUUUACAAGCACUACGUGCAUAUAUGUCAGUGCACCCCCCUCCAUUUCUAUCCUCCAGGAAAGAAACCUGAAUAUCGAGGUGGCCACAGAUUGCCAGGUAUCUUAUUUUCCUAUCCCCUUUUUAUAUGUGCAGUUUUAAAAGUUCGUUAAUAGAGCCUGUGAAACUCCGGGCGCGAUUGGCUGGCUAACCUGAGGAGUGGCGCAUAUUCCUUGGUGGUCGGUAGGUGUAAGGAGGCAGCUGCUGAAGGCUCUUACCACGUCAAGUAAUGCACAGCGAACCGUCAUCAUUGGAUUUCAAGGAGGUGGGAGCGCUCAGAGGUAGGGCAAGAAGAAGGUAUAAAGGGGUGGGAGAGUCCAUCACACAAGGACUGGAAGGAGCUUUAAUAAAAGGCAAAGCGUAUCUUUGCUGGGCAGUAUUGUAAAGGAGGAGAAACCGAAAGUCAAGAAGAUCGCCUAAAAGGGCCGCCACGAGCGUCCCCACUUUUUGAAACGUCUUGAACCCAGGCUUCCAGCCCAGCCCACUGCGAGCCAGGUGAGCGGCCACCACCUCUCCAGCGGCUGCAGGACCUUCUCUUCCAUGAACUUGCCAAGAGCUAAGCGCCUUCGCUCCACACCACCGCGCAGCCUCCGGGGCUCCGACGGGGAAGACGGUGAGAUCGAUAUCCUUGGAGAGGGGGAAGAUGAGGACGCCAACGAGGAAGAGGAAGACGAGGAGGCUGAGGGAAGCCAGCAGCUCCUAGAGUCACUGCACCAGCCGGAGCCGCAGGGGGCGCGGCAGGGCGUGAGCGCGCAGCCCUGCAAGCGCACGGAGAGCGGCGGCUGCCGGAGCGACUCCCUUGAGUUUGGCACCAAGUUCACGGCUUCGACAGGGUCUCCGGCAGCCUCUGGGGACGCCCCGCAGCCGGGGAAGCCCCCCUACUCCUACAUUGCACUCAUCACCAUGGCCAUCCUACAGAGUCCACACAAGCGCCUCACUCUCAGCGGCAUCUGCGCCUUCAUCAGUGGCCGCUUCCCUUACUACCGGCGCAAGUUCCCGGCCUGGCAGAACAGCAUCCGCCACAACCUCUCGCUCAACGACUGCUUCGUCAAGAUUCCCCGCGAGCCCGGCCAUCCAGGCAAGGGCAACUACUGGAGCCUGGAUCCUGCCUCUCAGGACAUGUUCGACAACGGCAGCUUCCUCCGGCGCAGGAAGCGCUUCAAGCGCCACCACCCGCCCCCAGGAGCCCACCUGCAUCACCCCUACCCACUGCCCGCGGCGUCCGCCUCCCUGCGCGGCCCCUAUCCUGGCCUGCUGCUCGGUCCCCCAGCCCCGCCGCAGCCUGCCCCGGGGGUCUGCCCCGCGGUCGCCCCUGUGAGUCGCCCGUGCGCGCUUCUGCACCCUCAUCCGCUUCGCUACCUGCUGCUGUCCGCCCCCGCCUACGCUGAGGCGACGAGGAAAGCUCAAGGCGCAGAUCUCGUGACCACCGCGCCCUGCCGGUACUUCAGCCCUCACUGGGCUCCCAGCGGUGGGAGGAGGGCAAAGGGCCGGCGUGGCGGCGGGGAGGCGGAUGCACCUCCUUCAGCAUCGAGAGUAUCAUGCAAGGGGUCCGAGGAGAGGACUCGCAGAGUCUAUCCCCGACCGCGUGGGGCUACUGCCACCUGCUGCAGCGCCCAACGUGUCUGUUGCACCCCCAAGCCGCUGCCCCCUUGCUCCACGUGUCAGCCGCCGCCGCUGCCGCCCGGACGAUGUUGCAACACCAGCAGCAGGAAGAUUGCGCCAGCAAGGGCUUGCUGCUAGGCCGGCACCUGUCCGCCGCCGCGGCGCUGCUGGCGUGUCAACCCGGAGCAGAUAGGCUGAAGUCGGGCAGAGAGGGGACCUCGUCGGCCUUUUG